Molecule: messenger RNA, 9604 nt
Organism: Aquila chrysaetos chrysaetos
Lineage: Eukaryota; Metazoa; Chordata; Aves; Accipitriformes; Accipitridae
Product: multiple epidermal growth factor-like domains protein 6
Exons: 38
Coding region: 62-4855 (1597 amino acids)
Molecular function (GO): protein binding; calcium ion binding; scavenger receptor activity
Source: RefSeq, a predicted model, not a curated record
GUGGUCGUGGUAGUGCCGCCGAGCCGCGGCCGCCCUCCGGCUCCCUUCCCUCGGCGGGGCGAUGGGAGCGGGGCCGGCGUGCCUGUACCUCUGCCUGUGCUGGGCGCUGGCCGCCCGGGCGAGCGGCGCGACGGAGCCGCGGCUGCAGCGGGGCAUGCCAAAUGUCUGUCCAGUGUUUGAGUUGGCACUGGUAGGACACCAACAGCCAUGUGUUCAAGCCUUUAGUCGUAUGGUCAAGAUGUGGAAACAAGGUUGUACAAGGAGGAGAUGGUGUAUGGGCUAUGAGAGAAGGUCUGGGUACUACACAGUUUACAAGCAGAUGUACAGAAUGGAGCGUCAAACUGUCUAUAAGUGCUGCCCUGGAUGGGUCCAACAUGACAAUGAACCUGGCUGUUUGCACUUGCUGUGCAGUGUUGGCACUUGCUUCAAUGGAGGGAAAUGUUCUGAAGCAGGAUCCCAGAUGUGCCAAUGUCCUGCAGGAUUUCAGGGUCCUCGCUGCCAGUAUGACGUGAAUGAGUGCACCACUGAGAACGGUGGCUGUCAUGACCAGUGCUGUAAUACCAUCGGCAGCUACCACUGCAAAUGUCCAGCUGGCCAGAAACUGGAGGAAGAUGGAAAAUCAUGUGGAGACGUGGAUGAGUGUGCGGUGGUGAAUGGUGGCUGCCAGCAAGGCUGCGUCAACACGCACGGCUCCUUCCACUGCCAGUGCCGGGCGGGAUACAGGCUCCAUGCUGAUGGGCGCACUUGCAUAGCCAUCAAUUCCUGCAGCGUUAACAGGGGGGGCUGCGAGCAGGAAUGCGUUCAGCUCGGUGAAGACCGCUACAAGUGCCAGUGCCAGCCGGGCUACCAGCUGAAGAGGGAUGCCAAAUCCUGUGAAGUGAUAGACCCCUGCACAAGUGGGAAUGGAGGAUGCUCACAAAUCUGUCAGAAUGAGAGAGGAAUUGCAAAAUGCGAGUGUCAUCCAGGGCAUUAUCUUUCUGCAGACAAAAAGUCCUGUUUAGACAUUGAUGAGUGUGCAGAAGGGAGAGCCAGGUGUGCUCAUCGUUGUGUGAACACUCUGGGAUCCUUCACCUGUGUCUGUAAUCCCGGCUUCGAGCUGGGGGCUGAUGGAAAGCAGUGCUACCGCAUUGAAAUGGAAAUUGUCGAUAGCUGCCAGGACAACAACGGUGGCUGCUCUCACCACUGCGAGCACACGACUGCGGGGCCGCGCUGCUCCUGCGACGACGGCUAUCGCCUCGAUUUCGAUGGCAAAAUGUGCGCAGAGCUGGACGAGUGCGAGACCGGAGAGUCCUGCUGCUCCCAAUUCUGCAUCAAUUAUGCGGGUGGCUACGAGUGUGCCUGCAAAGCGGGGUUCCAGCUGAACGCCGACGGCUGCGCCUGCGACGAUGUGGAUGAAUGUCGUCUUGAUAAUGGCAACUGCGACCAUUUCUGCGUUAAUUCUCUGGGGUCGUACGAAUGUGCAUGUAAGGAGGGUUACAGGCUUGGUGUUAACAGGCGGUCCUGCAUCGCCCUAGGUGGGGAGGAGGUGGAUGCGGAGGAGGCAGCGGGGUUCGCCGGGGCUCCGGGGCUGCAGUUCAGAGGUCCCCCCCAGCUCCUUCGCUACGCGCUCGGUGCCGUCUACGAGGACGAAGACCCCCGAGGAGAGCUCACCCUGGUGCAGAGGGUCGUUUGCCUUGAUAACACUUUUGGCAAUGACUGUAGCUUGAGCUGUGAGGAUUGUCUGAACGGAGGCAGAUGUAACAGUGAACACAGUGGCUGUGUUUGCUCACCUGGGUGGACCGGCAUUAUCUGUAAUGAAACUUGCUCCCCCGGGACGUACGGCAGAGGCUGCGCCAGCGUUUGCAAGUGCCAGAACGGAGGCUCCUGCGACCCCGUCACGGGGCAGUGCCGCUGCCCGCCCGGCGUGCACGGCAAGCUCUGUGAAGAUGGUUGCCCAAAAGGCCUCUUUGGGAAGAACUGUAACAAACCGUGCAACUGUGCCAACAACGGCUAUUGCCACAGACUCUAUGGAGCCUGCCUGUGUGACCCCGGGCUCUACGGGCGCUUCUGCCAUCUUACUUGUCCCAGGUGGGCCUUCGGAGCUGGCUGCUCGGAGGAGUGUCAGUGCGUGAAAGAGCACACGCUGGAAUGCAACGCAAGGAACGGGACUUGCACCUGCAAGCCUGGUUAUCACGGCAAAAAGUGUCAGAAAGAGUGCACGCCUGGCUUUUAUGGGGCUGGUUGCAAACUGAGGUGCAGCUGUCCUACCGAUGUUUUGUGUGAUCAUGAGACGGGAGUCUGCAAACAUCCGUGUCCACCUGGGUUUCAUGGAGAAAAAUGCCAUUUAUCUUGUCAGCCCGGGAGCUUUGGCAUGAACUGCAGGCAGAGGUGCAGCUGUGGAGAAGCACCAUGCGAUCCAAAGACGGGACAGUGUAUUUGCCCAGCUGGGAAGACUGGUGCUACGUGUGAGCAAGAUUGCCCGGCCGGCUGGUGGGGACCAGGCUGCCGGUCCUCCUGUGAGCCCUGCGCCAACGGCGGACAGUGCAACGGAGAAACUGGAGCCUGUGACUGUCCCCCUGGCUACACUGGGGCAUCCUGCUCUGCAUCCUGCCCCGAUGGUUACUAUGGACAAAACUGCCUGCUGUUAUGCAGCUGUAGCAGCAGUGCUCAGUGUCACCACGUCACCGGAGAGUGCACGUGUCCCCCCGGCUGGACUGGCCACGACUGCAAACACCCCUGCAAUAGUGGCCGUUGGGGACAGCGCUGUGAAAACACGUGUGUCUGCAAUAACAGCGACGGUAGCUGCGAUCCGGUCACCGGCUCCUGCUUCUGUGAGCCGGGAUUCACUGGGAAACACUGCGAAACGAGAUGCCCCGAGGGAAGCUUUGGCCCGAGCUGCGAGUACAGCUGUCAGUGCCAGAACGGAGCUGCCUGCGACCACGUGAGCGGAGCCUGUACUUGCGCAGCGGGCUGGACAGGAACCUUUUGUGGAAGAGCUUGUCCAGAUGGAUUCUUUGGGCUUGACUGCCACCAGGUGUGCAAGUGCAAGAAUGCUGCUGGCUGUGACCACGUCCUGGGAACAUGCCGCUGCCUCCCCGGCUGGCUGGGAGAGACCUGCGAGCAGCCCUGCCAGGGGGACAGCUACGGGCCAGGCUGCAGCCACACUUGUCACUGUCACAACGGAGCGCUCUGUCAUCAUGUAACCGGGACGUGCCUUUGUAGCCCGGGGUGGAAAGGAGCCACCUGCCAAGAAGCCUGUCCUCCUGGAUGGUACGGUGCAAACUGUCUACAGCGCUGCGUCUGCCACGGCCAGGCGACGUGUGACCGCGUGACGGGCGAGUGCCUGUGUCCCCAGGGUUGGACGGGGAUAGCGUGUGAGCUGGAGUGUGGGGACGGGAGGUACGGAGAGGGCUGUGAGCACAACUGUAGCUGCCACCAUGGGGUUUGUGACCAGCACUCGGCGAAAUGCAUCUGCCACGCCGGCUGGACUGGGGACCGCUGUGAUGUUGUCUGUCCCCCGGGGCUUUUUGGCAAGCAGUGUGAGGAGCAAUGUGACUGCGUGCACGGCUUGUCCUGCCACCAUCAAACUGGAGCGUGUCACUGCGAAAAGGGAUGGCGAGGGAGGCACUGUGACAAACCUUGCUUGCCCGGCCGCUAUGGCACGGGCUGUGCCCAGCGGUGCCGGUGUCCCGUGGGUACCCCCUGCCAUCACCUGACGGGCGAGUGCGGCUGUCCUCCGGGAUUCACCGGCUACGGCUGUGAGAAAACUUGUCCACCGGGCACGUAUGGUAAGAACUGUAACCGAGUAUGUCAGUGCUCUGCCGAGAAUGAGGAAUGUCACCCGGUGACCGGCGACUGUGUGUGCCGCCCGGGGUACUACGGGGCCCGCUGCAACCUCCGGUGUCCAAAAGGUACUUAUGGUUCAAACUGCCAAACCCCUUGUAAAUGCAUGAAUGGAGGCCAGUGCGACCCUGCGUCGGGAACUUGUGAUUGCGCGCCUGGUUUCAUUGGAGCCGACUGUAGUAAAACUUGCCCUGAAAACCGAUACGGGAAGGACUGCACCCUGUUCUGUGCAUGUGGUAAAGGUCAGUGUGACCCACGGACUGGCAAGUGUACCUGUCCUCCCGGCCAAACGGGACCCAGCUGUCAGCAAGUGUGUCCCCAGGGACAAUAUGGCCCCAACUGCCACCUGACAUGUACCUGUCAGAACGGUGGUAUCUGUGACCACGUGGAUGGCAACUGCACUUGUGGGCUCGGCUGGACAGGAAGAUCGUGCGAGAAAGAAUGUCUCCCAGGGAAGUACGGGUCUGGCUGCGGCUUGGACUGCUCGUGCCAGCACAACGGCACCUGCGACAGGUUCACGGGCUGCUGCCAAUGCCCCGAGGGUUACUACGGCCACUCCUGUGAGCACAGGUGUCCCUUUGGAUUUUAUGGGCUAAGCUGUCUUCAUGCAUGUGCCUGUAAAAAUGGAGCGAGCUGUGAUGCAGUGACAGGACAGUGCAUUUGUCCGUUCGGCUAUCAAGGUGUCUACUGCGAGAAAGGCUGCGACAGGGGCUGGUUUGGCGAGAGGUGCCGACACCGGUGCGACUGUGGAGGAGCUCCUUGUGAUCCAGAGACUGGGAAGUGCCUUUGCCCACCUGGGAAGACUGGAGACAAAUGUGACGUUGAAUGCAGGUCAGACCAGUACGGCCCCGACUGCUCCCUGCGAUGCCAGUGUGCCAGCAAAUCCCAGUGCAAUCCGUACAACGGGAACUGCGUAUGCCCAGCCACGUGGAUGGGGCCAACCUGCAAAGAAGGUGGCCCUCCAAAGCUUCCUUUUUAUGAAGAACAAACUCAAGAAAGAGGGAAUAUUUUUCCAAGAGCUCUACAACAGUAACAUUUGGACUAAUAAAUGAACUGUUUUAUAUGCACAGACGGUAUUUGAAUUUGGAUAUGAAAACAGCUAUUCAAUUCAGCUUGAAUUGUACUGAAGUAUUCACACUUCUUAUGGAAGACUACAGAGGCCAUUUAGUAGCUGGAUCCUUUUAAAAAGUUGAAUCUGUUUCAUGUAUUUAUUCCUAGCUCUUACCCCUCCAUUAAUCUGCUCUGGACAUUCUUUCUGAUAUAUAAUAUAAUUCAUUGUUUGAAAGCUUGGACAUGUUUUUAAUAAGACCAGCUCCAAAGAGUAUCAGGCUAAGCAGUAUGUAACAUAUCAACGUGCAGUGAGCCACACCACGUAUAAGUGGCUUUCUGAACCUGCUUGACAACCAGCAUGAACUUUAAUGAGCAUUUCACGGAUUAUGAAGCCAAUAUGGAUUCACUGCAAAAUCACAUUGCACAGAAACUAGUGGGAUUCACCAAAAUAAUUCCUCUUUGAAGAACAUUGUGUGCUCUAGAAAAGCAUUCAGUCUAAUUUUAAACUCGCAACUGAAGAAGAAUCCACCACAGUUCUCAAUAAGUUUUUAAUUAAUUUAAGAAUAUGUACCGCAUUGCUAGUGUGGAUUGACUGAUUGGAAGGUCUCCAUCUAUAUCUUGCUUAUGUCUGAAACCAUCUUCCAAAGAGCAUGGUGUCAUCUGUCACACUUUUGUGGCUUUCUGUAUUCUCCCAUCUUGUCAGCUGAGUUUCUCGGUGGUUUGUCGAGUCAAACUGCGCAGCAGUUCUCACCAAACAGUACCUGCUAAUGCAGAAAAGAGUUUUAUCCUGGAUAGAGAAAGCAUAAUAAGCAAGGAUAGAUGUUUAAAGAUAAUCUCUGUGUUCUUUAUAUAAAGGAUUAUAAUGUGCUUUUACUGCACAAUAGUUUGAUUAAGUCAGCUUUAAAAAGUCCUGAUACAAUUCAACAGCUGCUGUUGGUCACUUAAUAGAACAAAGACUUUUUGGUGCUAUUUUGUCUUUUUAGACAGGUUGUUCUUUAAUAUAGGACUAUGUCAUAAUAAAGAAAUAAUGUUCUUUAUUUUAAUGUUCUGAGUUAACCAGACUAAAAGAUUUCAGAGUACCUCUUUAUACCUCUCUUUAGGUUAGGAGUUACAAAAUCUAUGUAGUAACAACCACUUGAGUCUGACUAUAUCAAAAGUGCACUUAUUAAAGGGCGUCAGGACCAUGGGCUCAGCAGACGUGGUAAUACAGGCAGUUCCAGGUCUUGUGUUCACACUACCAUUCACACACCAUAACGAACUGCAACUGUGCAAGAGAAGGUUUUUGUCUUAGAAGAGACAAAGUGACAAUAAUUGGUGCUAACUUGUGAUUUUUAAAGAUGAUGUUUGUUGCUGCAGUUGGAUAAUGAGUAGGUGAAGUAACAGUUUUAACCUGUGGUUCACCUCAGGUCUUAAACACAUCUGUAGUCAUUAACUGUCCAGUAGGAAGAAUGCUUGAUCACCUGGGAGUUUAAUUCAAACUGUGAUCUAUAGGAAGCAAUACAGGUUUGGUAGGUAUUUUUCAAGCUUCAUGGAAGUCUUAUUGUUGUUAUUCAUCAUUUCAUCGGUAUUGAAAGUCAUCCGAAACACAGUAAAGAUAUUUGUGAAUGUGUCAAAAUUAAUUAACCAACUGUGCUUUCAGCCAGAAAAUCACAGGGGCUGAUGCUAAUCCCUUGUCAUUUCUUCUUUAGAGCUCUAUAAAUGUCGCUGGAAAGUUUACUCAAUGUAAAUGUGGCAAAAUUGUUGUCCCAAAACUAGUCAGAAGUGUGUGGCUCUCUGCAGGGCUUUACUGUCAGCUGUGUCAUUUUAAAUGUUCUUUUGGAGAUGUGAUGGCCUGGGUCUGGUCCUACAAUUAUGUGAAUUUGGGGCAAUUUCACUGAACUGGAACUGAUAAGGUAACUCUCGUGUGAGACAGUUAGAUAUAAUCUUAGCAACUGCUGGAGAAGAACGAUCCAAGUUAAGCAAUUGACAUGUUUUGAUCUUAACUAUGUAUUUACCGCAGAGCCAAACUACAGGAGUAAUCCAAGCGUCGCAUUAUAUUCAAGAUUUUUCAUAGAAUCAUAGAGUAAGUUAAGUUGUAAGAGACCUCUAGAAGUCCAGGCUUCUCUUCAAAGCCUGGUCAACUUCAGAGUUAAAUGGCAUUGCUCAGAGAUUCUUCCAGCUGAGUUCUGAGUAUCUCCAAGGAUGGAGAUCCCACCACCUCGUUGAGCUCUUGUCCCAGUGAAAAUGUCAUGCUCGCUUUUUUUUUUUUUUCCUAGUUUCUAAUCAGAAUUUCCUAAGUUUCAACUUUGGUCCGCUGCUUCUCAUCCUUUCAGUGUGCAUCUCUGAGAAGUGUUUGGCUUCAUCUCAUCUACAGCCCCCAUGGGGUAGUUGAAGACAGCAGCAAUACCUCCCCUUGGUCUUCUCUUCUGAAGACUGAGCAAACCCUGCUCCCUCAGCCCCAACUGUGCCAGCCCCCAUUACCUCGGUGACCCUCCACUCUCCCCGUCCCAGUACAUCGGACAUUUCAGUUUAGGGAAAGACGCCCGAUGACUGGUAUGGUUACUCAGCAGCUAAUACAUAAAACCCCAGAACUUAUAUUUUGCUGUUUGACAGCACUUUAUAAAAUGUACUGUUUUUUUCUUAUCUAUGUAUACUGAUAGGUGAUUACAGCAGCUAAUCAAAGGGGAAGCCUUUCUCAAGCCAUAUUAUUUACACCUGUGUAUACUUGUUUACAUUUUCCACAGUACCUUGAUAAUAGAAUUGUAAAUAUGUAGUAUAAAGGAAAUAAAAGAUUUUUGUAUUAAGUAUUUUUAAAGAAUGUCACAAUUUUAGGUACAUGAUGAAACACGUAUUUUAAGUGACUGAUACUGAGCCUGUGCCAAUGAAUUAGAGGCCCAAGUAGAUCUGCCUGGGAAAUAUUUCAGCAAACUUUUUUUUAAAUCCAAAAAUGCCACUUCAUACAAAACCAUUCACAUGCAAUAGUCUUUUUUAUGCAUUCCUCCUUCAGAAUACUUCUUAGCUUCUUUAUGCUAUUGCUUUGGGGAAAGAAGUUCACUUCAGUGCCAUUAAACAGAUCGUAUGACCUUGUUCCAAAGCAAAGUACCAUCAUAUAAAGGUAAAAAAUGAAAUAUUUCAUAUUAAAAGAUUACUUUUGAUGGGGUGGUUUUAAAUGUCUUUUCUUGGUUCUCUAUUUGUGAAGGUUUUCACUUUUUUCACAAGGCAGGGAAAAUGUUUACAGGAUGUCGUUUUCUAGAAGAAGGGCCAAAACUUUACAUCAUUAGCUAUUAAUUAAGGAAGUUUACUUGCUUGCGAUGUCGUUAAUAUGUUUUGAUGCUGCUCCUUACUGCAGAUUAACAAAUUUACCUAAUUCUGUGCCUACAAAAUGGUCUUUAUUAGACAGCAUGUACUUUUUAAUGGAAAAACUACUAACUUAGUUUUUCCGGAGAUUGAUUUUGUGGCAAGUGAGUUUAAUUACUACUAAAAUAAUAUAACUCUGCUUACUUGCUUUGUCCGAUUCCAGUGAAAAACUGUCAGUCCUGAACAUAGCACUGGAGCUUGUUGAAAAUGAAAGUGAAAACUUCAGUGAAAAUGGCUUUUAUAUUUAAAUUUAUGUCCAUCUUCCACUUGGUAAAUGCCUUUUCUUGGCUCUCCAUUUCCCAGAAGACUGAAGUUAAUUAUGCUUUCUUGAAAAGAGUGCUCUGUGUAUUCCACUGCAACACACUUGCGUGCACAGAUAACUCCUUUCAGAAAGACAUUUAAAUUACUUUGACCAUGCGGUUUCUGUGCCAAAUCCCACUCUCUUACCUUGUUGUAUAUUCCAGAUAACUUCAGUUUGAGAAGAGUGGAAGUGAGUUGAGUGUAACUCAGUGGGUCCAGCAGAAUCUUACUCAAUGUGAAUUCACGAAACCAGAACAUGUUUUAAGUUAGACUUCAGUAUUUAUAACACUGUCCUCAUAGGAAAACAAUCAGAAUUUUAAAAAUUCCCUGCUUUCCCUGCCAAAAAUUAUUAUUCUACUUUCAUCCUUUUUAUGUUGAAGAACUAUAGCUAUUAAAGUUUGCCCAGAUUUCUUGCCAACCAUAUUAUUUUGAUUGGCUGCAGAUUUCUGUUUGUGUAAGUAAUAACCAUCAUAGUAUCUGGAGCUGCCAACGGGACAAACAUGGAAAUUAUACCUUUAUGUCCUUCCCAGAAGAGCCAAAGACACUUUUUGGAGCCAUGGUGGCUUCAUACUGUUGAUCUAACAGUGACAAAUGACGUUUCUGUUAGAGUUUAUCUUCUUAUCAGAGCAAAGGAAAGCUUAGGAAGAGUCCUUGAGAGAACUGGUGGACCAAGAAACCUCCAUCUUCCCAUCCUUGCGUUAAUUUUUUUCUAGUUAGGCUAGAAACCCUCUCAGUCCCCAGUUCUUGAAGGACUUUUCCUGCACGUCGACCUGUGGCUGACUGCAGCAGCUCUGUGCAUGAGCUGCGACUGCCCAAUAAUUCUUUUGUGGGGUCAAAGCUUUAAAUUCUAACACUGUGUAAAGCAAUUUCUAGGAGUAAACACCGUAUCUCAGACUUGUAGAGCAUAAAUUGUUUAUUCUGUUCUUUUUAUUGCUUUUAAUAAGCACUUGCAUAGCAAUAUUAUGUCUUUGUGAAUUUGUAAUCCCUCCUCAAAGAAUAUGUGGGAUGUAUCUCAAAACUGUACUGUACUUUCUGUUGUACACGUAUUGUAGCAAAAGGAUGCUGACUUUUUUAUAUAAACAUGUCGUUAAAACUU